This is a messenger RNA of Fusarium sp. VM40, 2520 nucleotides long. Lineage: Eukaryota; Fungi; Ascomycota; Sordariomycetes; Hypocreales; Nectriaceae. The record is from the annotation of a GenBank genome assembly.
AUGUCGCAUAACGAAGACGACGUUGAUCCGUCGACCAAUUCGGCACCAGACCUUCAGAUCUUGGGUGAUGAAGUCACGCUUCAGCCCAGUGGCUUUGUUCAGCCGCCUCCCAAGAAUAUUCCCGAGGGUAAGGAGGAGGCUUUGAUGGACAAGUUUGCCUCGUUUCGCUCUGAGCCUUUCCGCUCUUGUGUUAGGUUUCUUCGCGAGGUGUCCCUCUAUGUCUCGGGUCAAGGAUGGCGAGCCUACGAUAAUGCAAUUGGCCAACCUGUCUUUUAUUCUGGGUUUUCGGAGAAUAUGAAGAAUAUGGUUCUUUCGGCGCCACUUCUUCAGCAGAGAAUCAGCCAACUUGCUGAGCAUCGUGUAGCUGUCGAAGAACGUGAGGGAACGCUGCCAAGAGACAGCAAAGACUAUAGUAUCAAACGCUCUCAACGACUCAAUGAGAUAGAGUCAGGCCUUCAGGAACUGGCAGAUAAAUGGACCGACGACAUGAUUUGCAAGAUGGAAAGCAAGGCGUUUAUUCGUGGAGCUUAUUAUCUUUGCACUCAGUUAUUGACGCGCGCUUACCAUCAAGGCAUCCAUGUCUCUAGCGAGGAGGUCCUGCGACUGCGCAAAGUUGCCGAAGUAGCAGCUAAGAAGAAGCAAAGUAUCAUUUUCUUGCCCAGUCAUCGAUCCCACGUUGACUAUGUCUCCCUGCAACUCAUCUGCUAUCGUUUGGGUCUUACACUGCCAGUGGUUGUGGCAGGAGACAACUUGAACUUACCUGUGCUCGGCGACUUCCUGCAACAUGCUGGAGCCAUGUGGAUUCGAAGAGCGUUUGGUGAUGAUGUUUUAUACACCACGCUAGUCCAAUCAUAUAUCGAUACGCUUCUCCAGGAAGGCUACAAUUUUGAAUGCUUUAUCGAAGGAGGUCGUUCCCGGACCGGGAAGUUGCUACCCCCAAAGUUUGGCAUUCUUAGCUUCGUCCUCGACAGUAUUUUAUCGGGUCGUGUUGAAGACGCUAUCAUCUGUCCUGUCAGCACUCAAUAUGAUAAGGUCAUCGAAACGGAGGGUUAUGUUACCGAACUACUCGGGAUGCCUAAGAAAAAGGAAAACCUAGCGGACUUUCUGAGCGGAGGAUCAUCUGUCUUAUCUCUUCGCUUGGGCCGAGUUGAUGUUAGGUUCCACGAACCCUGGAGUUUAAGAAAGUUUCUGGACGACCAGCUGUCAAAACUUCCCAGCAUCCCACGCGGACUUGAUACCGACCACCAGCGACCUGAGGUCCGUGCAGUUCGAGAGAAACUUCUACGGACGAUGGGAUAUCAGGUACUGAGCGACAUUAACGAUGUGUCCGUCGUGAUGCCAACAGCGCUAAUUGGUACUGUUCUUCUUACACUUCGUGGUCGCGGAGUUGGCAAGGAAGAACUGAAGCGUCGGGUUGCAUGGCUGACAGAACGUGUGCGUGGAAAGGGUGGGCGUGUAGCCCAUUUCGGCAACGCACCUCUUGCCGAGAUCGUUGACCGUGGCCUUGACGUGCUUGGCAAAGAUCUCGUAGGAGUAGUUGAAGGUCUUGCUGAGCCUACAUAUUACGCAGUUGACCGCUUUCAGUUGUCGUUCUAUCGCAAUAUGACGAUUCAUCUCUUUAUCUACGAGGCGCUGGUUAGUGCAGCAAUGUACUCACGGGUAAAGAGAGGAGGCGGUGCUCAAAUCCAAGACAUUUCGUUCGAUGAAUUAAAGGAACAAGUGUUCUUUCUUUCGUCUCUAUUCCGUGGCGAAUUCAUCUUUUCCAGUGAGGGCCUGGAUACCAAUUUGGACAGGACCUUACGAGGUCUGGAGGUAGACGAAGUGAUUCGAGUUGAUCGUGAUGCAGACGGCAACGUCACUAUGGUUGGGCUUGCAGAACAGGAGAGAAAGGCCGGAAGAGAAAACUACGACUUUUACUGCUUUCUCAUAUGGCCUUUUAUAGAGGCGACUUGGCUGGCAGCGGUAUCUCUCAUGGGGCUCACUCCUCCUCCUGGCCAGAAUGAAGAGACCUGGAUUGAACAAGGCAAGAUACAUAACAGCGCCCAGCUCCUUGGCAAGACGCUUUACCACCAGGGUGACUUGUCAUACUUCGAAGCUGUCAACAAAGAAACUCUAAAGAACUCGUACUUGCGCUUCGAGCAAGAUCAACUCCUUCAUGUUAUAAAAUCGAAAGACACCAAGAUCCCACCUCGCGCUCAGCUCGACGCCUCCUGGAGAACUCCUCGAGACCCAGAGACAGGCGUUCUCCUUGCGGAAGGCAAACUUUGGGAUUUCACCGAGAAGAUUGCGAAGUCACGUCGCGAAGGCAAGAACCGUCGUGAUGGUGCUACGGUUAGCAGCCGUGUGCUCCGUCUUACGGACGAAUUGGGCCGCAAGCUUUGGGAGGAAACGCUCGAAGCUGAGAGAAGCGGCAAAGGCAAAGCUCCUAGUCGACUCAGCAACGAAGAGAAGGAGGCUUUUGGGAGGAGUGUGAGAGAAGGAAAGAAGAAGAGAGAGGAGAGAGCUCGGGCUCAUCUGUGA